Messenger RNA from Arabidopsis lyrata subsp. lyrata, 1137 nucleotides. RefSeq names its product RING-H2 finger protein ATL74. The record is from RefSeq and is a predicted model, not a curated record. NCBI's taxonomy places the organism in Eukaryota, Viridiplantae, Streptophyta, Magnoliopsida, Brassicales, Brassicaceae. The transcript has a single exon. Gene Ontology annotation, molecular function: transferase activity. The coding region runs from base 378 to 854 and encodes 158 amino acids. Gene Ontology annotation, biological process: protein ubiquitination.
UAUAUAUAUAUAUAUGUACACACAAAUGCAAGUCAUUUAUGUAUAUAUAUCUCUUCUCCUCUUUAGAGACAGACAAAAAAUAUCCCACAAGUGUCUUAUUCUCACUUGUGAAUUAUUUUUGUUUUUCUCCCGUAAUUAAUAUCUACAAAAUUGUUUGUUCAUCCACACAUAUAUAAGCAAAAUAUAUGCCAAAUAAGAAGAAAAAAAAAAAAAAAAAAGGAAGGUCCCCACUUUUGUCUUAAAAGAUAACCACAAACCGCAGAGAGAAAUCAAAUAGACAAACGCAGUUUAACUUGAAGAGUCCUGUCCUCCACAUCAUCACGUCUCUCCCACACACAAAUUUAAAGAAGACACAAUUGACACCGGAGACUCCUCAGAUGCAUCGACUGCUACUGGAAUCCCACGGCGGCGGGAACGAGACGAGCGGCGGCGGCGGAGAUGGGUACAUGAGAGACAUGAACUUCGACGCAAACAUGGUGAUCAUACUUGCAGCUCUUCUGUGCGCGUUGAUACUAGCGCUUGGGCUGAAUUCGAUUCUCCGAUGCGCGAUGCGAUGCGGUUUCGGGUUAUCAUCCUCUGCAGCGGGAGGGGCGGUGGCCGACAGAAGUGGAUUAAAGAAGAGAGAACUGAAGAAGUUUCCUGUAGCUGCGUACGGGUCGGGGGAAGUGAAGAUAGCGGCGACGGAAUGCGCAAUCUGUUUGGGAGAAUUCGCGGACGGCGAGAGAGUCAGAGUGCUGCCGCCGUGUAAGCACAGCUUCCACAUGUCAUGCAUCGACACGUGGCUUGUCUCUCACUCUUCAUGUCCCAAUUGUCGGCAUUCACUCAUCGAGGUCCACGUGGUGGGAUCAGAGUGAUUUAAUUAUCGUGGUGGGGUUAGGUUGGCAGUAGUAAUCAUAAUUAAGAGUUUAAUGGCUAGAUUAUCAAUUAAUGAUAUGGGUACGUACAAUCUCUUUACUCUUUAGUCUUCAGUUCGUACGAUUUAUUUACUACUACUCCCUAUGUUUUAGUAGCGUAUGUUUUAAAAGAUACGAAUGAGGCCGAACUACUUUGGGCCGUUAGUAGAAAAGCCCAUCUUGGUGUUUGUUAGGCUUAGGUUAUGUCGCCGCCCUAAUUGACAAGUGAGAGAGAUGAAGAUGA